Molecule: messenger RNA, 729 nt
Organism: Daldinia childiae
Lineage: Eukaryota; Fungi; Ascomycota; Sordariomycetes; Xylariales; Hypoxylaceae
Product: Presequence translocated-associated motor subunit pam17, mitochondrial
Exons: 2
Coding region: 1-729 (242 amino acids)
Biological process (GO): protein import into mitochondrial matrix
Cellular component (GO): PAM complex, Tim23 associated import motor
Source: RefSeq, a predicted model, not a curated record
AUGUUGACUCCCGCGACAACAGCAACGCGCCUUGGUGUUUUAGGCACUCGUGCCCUCAAAUUGCAGGUCGCAUUCACGAGAGGGGCAACUUGCCAAUAUUCUUCACUAGCAUCUCGACAAUGCACCAUUCGUAGCACCAAGUCGAUUCCUUCCAUCGCAACUCGAACAGCCGCUAGAAAGCCCGCACGCAGCAUACAGUGCCAAGCUGUUACCCGUCGCCAUGCUUCCACUACGGCCUCUGUGGCAGAAGCUGCCUCAGAAUCUUCUACUCCAGCUCUCGAUUGGAAUACCUUUUUCAUCUUGCGCAAAACGCGGCGCCGCUUCCAGCUCGCCAGCGGUAUUUUAACAAUGGCAAUAGGUGGUACGGCAGGUGCUAUCCUGCUUGUAAAUAUGGAUAUGGACUGGCUAUUGACCAAGGUCCCAAUGGACCCUUUUUUUGCGCUGGGUAUAGUGACUCUGAGCUUCGCGGGGCUAGGGUGGUUGGCCGGUCCGAGCGUGGGCUCUGCGCUGUUCUACACGUUCAAGAAGGGUGUCAAGAAGCCGAUGGCAAUUAAAGAGUCUGAAUUCUUUGCGCGCAUCAAGAAGAACCGAGUAGAUCCUAGCAACAGCUCAUUGAGUGGUAACGCCGUCCCUGAUUUCUACGGCGAAAAGAUUUCGAGCGUGGCAGGUUACAGACAAUGGUUAAAAGACCAAAGGGCAUUCAACAAGAAGCGAACAAGCUUCGUCUGA